AUGAAACAGCCAACGACUAAAGAUGAGGUAAAAUCAUUUCUAGGUAUUGUAAAUUAUUAUGGGCGAUUCAUAAGAAACUUGAGCACGGUGAUGUACCCGCUCAAUAGAUUACUACGCAAAGACAUACCGUUUCAUUUUGACACGGAUUGUAAGAAAUCAUUCAGCACGAUUAAACAGGUAAUCGAAUCCGAUACAGUGUUAACACACUAUGAUCCGCAGUUACCCAUUGUGCUAGCUGUGGAUGCGAGCCCGAUUGGGGUGGGGGCAGUACUUAGCCACGUUUAUAAAGACGGUACAGAGAAACCUAUACAGUUCGCGUCGCAGACGUUGAAUCAGACUCAACAACGUUAUAGCCAAGUGGAUCGAGAGGCGUACGCCAUUAUAUUUGGUGUGCGGAAAUUCAACCAAUAUUUAUUUGGCCGGAAAUUUAUCUUAGUCACCGACAACAAAGCUAUAGCUCAGAUAUUUUCGCCACAUAAGGGGCUGCCAACCCUGUCUGCGACAAGAAUGCAGCAUUACGCAAUUUACUUAGGAUCAUUUGAGUACGAAAUACGCGUAAAUAAAAGUAGCGAAAAUGCGAAUGCUGAUGCACUAUCGCGCCUGCCGUGCGCCAAUGUCAACGAAAACAUCGAUGAGGUGGACGUCAUCGAGACGCAGGUAAUUGAAAACUUGCCGGUAACAGUAACCGAAUUAAGUGGGGAAACUAAGAAGGCGGAUGAAGUAAAAAGACUCAUAGAAUGUUUACAAUAUGGCCGCGAUUGUGAACCGUCAUUUCGUUUCGGUAUAGCCCAGUCAGAGUUUUCUUUGCAAAGGGGUUGCUUGCUCCGAGGUAUGAGAGUGUUCCUUCCGAAGGGACUGCGCAAGAGGGUAUUAGCGGAAUUACACACGGGACAUUUUGGCAUAACCAAAAUGAAAAUAUUAGCACGCGCAUAUUGCUGGUGGAACCAACUCGACAAGGACAUAGAGGACUUGGUAUCAAAUUGUACGACAUGUCAAUCAAAUCGUCCCGAUCCAACUGCGGUGCCAGUACAUUGUUGGUUGCCACCAAAUAAAGUUUUUGAAAGAGUUCACGCAGAUUAUGCUGGCCCGUUCAUGGGAAAAUACCUUUUUGUGCUGGUGGACGCACUAAGCAAAUGGCCUGAAGUUCACAUCGUCAAUAACAUGACGGCGGAGACAACAGUAAGGCUAUGUGAAGAAAUAUUUUCAAGAUUUGGGUUACCAAGAGUGUUCGUCAGCGAUUAUGGCACACAGUUCACUUCAUAG
Molecule: messenger RNA, 1263 nt
Organism: Rhagoletis pomonella (apple maggot)
Lineage: Eukaryota; Metazoa; Arthropoda; Insecta; Diptera; Tephritidae
Exons: 1
Coding region: 1-1263 (420 amino acids)
Biological process (GO): DNA integration
Molecular function (GO): nucleic acid binding
Source: RefSeq, a predicted model, not a curated record